CACUUGUCGGAAAUGAUCAGUGAUAUAUAACUUUGACACAUCCACUUCUUCUUUACCAAAUAAAGUUAAUUUCGACUCGCACGGAAACAGAACAUAGAAGAUUAUCGAAGCUUCCUUUUUCCUGGCGGCUGAGAUUUCGAUCGGGAAAGUGUAAAUUAAAAAUGGCUUCAGGGCAAGACGACGGAACAAACAUCUCCCCAUCGGAGCCAAAGCUCUGCGUGAAUGGCUGCGGAUUUUUCGGAACAGCUGCUACCAUGAACCUCUGCUCCAAAUGCUAUCGCGACCUCAAAACCACCCAAGUCCAAGCUAAAGCCUCCUUGGAGAAAUCUCUAAACCGUAAACCCAAAACCUCCCUCGAAUCAGCUCUUGCAUCAACGAGCAGUGAAACGGCUCCACAGACUAGUGCCAAGACGAGGUGCUUGAGCUGUAACAAGAAAGUGGGCUUGAUGGGGUUUAAGUGCAAGUGUGGGAGCACAUUCUGUGGAGACCAUAGAUAUCCGGAGAAUCACGAAUGCGAGUUCGAUUUCAGAGGACAAGGAAGAGAUGCGAUUAGCAAAGCUAAUCCGUUGGUGAAGGGUGAAAAGGUUAAAAGAUUCUAAAAGUAAAAGAGUAAGCUGAAGAAUGCCUUUUUUUUUUCUUUUUGCUAUUAAAAGGUGAUCCUUGUGUUGUAUGUGUAUAUAGCUAUGGUUUGAUUCGGUUUGUGUUCUUGCUAUUGGUUUGGAUGUGGUGGAGUCUUGUUCUGUAAUAAAAGAAUUUUCAUAGAACUUGUGUGUGUGAAGAGUUUCUGUUAAAAUUGAAUUAUACUAAAAAUGUGUUUAUUUAUUUUA
Molecule: messenger RNA, 827 nt
Organism: Raphanus sativus (radish)
Lineage: Eukaryota; Viridiplantae; Streptophyta; Magnoliopsida; Brassicales; Brassicaceae
Product: zinc finger A20 and AN1 domain-containing stress-associated protein 1
Exons: 2
Coding region: 162-599 (145 amino acids)
Biological process (GO): proteasome-mediated ubiquitin-dependent protein catabolic process
Molecular function (GO): zinc ion binding; DNA binding
Source: RefSeq, a predicted model, not a curated record